GCUCAAUCACAGCGUCUCUCUGCCAGACGUAGCCAGCAGUCCAAUAGAACACACUCACACGUUUCAAAGCAGCUGUUUCUGAGCAUCUCCCCUGCAGCCUGAGCUGAGAGUUGGAUGUUUGGACUUCAUGUGUCUUAUGAGGCUUCUGGAGCAGCGUGCGGGUCUGGAUUUACCCUCUAAGUGUUGGAGAGAAGUCUUCUGUUAGGAACCCUUGGUUUGACCUGUAGCAUCACAUCAUGCUGCUUUGAGGGGGACUGGUCUGUGUGUGAGAGCACAGCAGAGUGUUUAGUUGUGUGCAUGGGCGUGUGACUGCCAAGAUGACCGUUCCCAUGCUGAAGAUCGGCGCUGUGCUCAGCACCAUGGCCAUGGUAACUAACUGGAUGUCCCAGACUCUGCCUUCGCUGGUUGGACUCAACGGAACCAUCAUCUCCUCCGAGGGCACACACGAGCGCAUCAUCAGUGGUUUGUACCCAGGCUCAGAAGAAGGCUGGCAGGUGUACAGCACAGCCUCAGAUCCUGACGGCAGGUGUGUGUGCACUGUUGUCGCUCCAGCAAGAAAUUUAUGCAAACGUGACCCUCGGAAUCGACAGCUCCGCCUGCUGACUGAACAGGUUCAGAACGUGAGUCAGUCCAUGGAGGUGGUGGACCUGCGAACAUCCAGAGACCUGCAGUAUGUCCGCGACUCUGAGCCACUGUUGAGAGGAGUGGAUGGACGUUUACACACAUAUGUGGCAAAUCCCCGUGUGCUAACAACCAAAGGCCUCCAGGAGCUGAAGGGUCAGAUGUCUCAGCUAAGGCCCCUCCUGUCGGUGGUGGAGCAGUACAGAUUGGACCUGCAGACGCUGACCACCCUGCGAACUGAGUUGCUCAACCUAUCGAUCAUCCUGACAGCCAUUCAAGAGGAGAUUGGAGCGUACGACUACGAGGAGCUUCAGCAGAGGGUGUUGCUGCUAGAGACCAGGCUGCACAGCUGCAUGAACAAACUAGGUUGUGGUCGUCUGACUGCAGUGAGCAACCCGAUCACCGUGAGAGCCUCCGGUUCCCGCUUCGGCUCAUGGAUGACUGACGCCAUGAUUCCCAGCUCUGACAGCAGGGUGUGGUCGAUGGACGGUUACUACAAAGGUCGACGUGUGCUGGAGUACAGGACCAUGGGCGACUUCACUAAAGGCCAGAACUUUGUGCAGCACCUUCUUCCCCAUGCCUGGGCAGGAACGGGCCACGUGGUGUACAACGGUUCACUCUACUACAACAAGCACCAGAGCAACAUCUUGGUUCAGUAUCAUUUCCGCUCUCGCAGUGUGCUGCUGCAGCGCAGCCUGAGUGGAGCUGGGUACAACAACACCUUCCCCUACAGCUGGGGUGGAUCCUCUGACAUCGACCUGAUGGCUGAUGAGACCGGACUGUGGGCCGUCUACACCUCCAUCCCAAAUGCAGGAAACAUUAUGGUGAGCCGCCUGGACCCACGUUCACUUGAUGUCCUGCAGAGCUGGGACACGGGGUUUCCAAAGCGCAGCGCAGGGGAGGCCUUCAUGAUCUGUGGCACGUUGUACGUCACCAACUCCCACCUGGCCGGUGCCAAGGUCCACUUUGCCUACCACACCAACACCUCCUCAUACGAGUACACAGAUAUCCCCUUCCACAAUCUGUACUCCCACAUCAGCAUGAUGGACUACAACCCCAGAGAGAGAGCUCUGUACACCUGGAACAACGGCCACCAGGUGCUCUACAAUGUCACGCUGUUCCACGUCAUCCGGAGUGACGGUUAGAGGCAUGAGAUGGGUGACUGAACACUGGAGCACUCAGCAGUGAAAAUUGGUGUGUGUUUGCGUUUGACUCCCAGACGGCAGGAUCUCGCUGAGCUAAUAAGAGGACACAAUACAUGGCUGUCAAACACCAGACUCGAGGUGAAAGAUGAGAGUAAUCAUCACAACGCACACGCUGAGAAAGGAAGUGGAAAAUGUUUUGAGCUCAUCCCUUGUUUGGUUCUGUUUUAUUCCACUUGCACAUCCAGAGGUGAUUCUGGAAGCAGAGCAGAAACAAUGGAGAAUAAACUGAAUUUUACCUCACUUUUAUUCGUCGAGCUGCAACGACGGACCUGACGGAGACAUUUUGGGUUUGUGAUGUGAUUGUCAGUGUGUUCAGUCAGCAUGGUUGUUCCUUCAAUAAACUUUAAUAACAAACUUUUGCAAACA
Messenger RNA from Nothobranchius furzeri (turquoise killifish), 2192 nucleotides. Its product is annotated as noelin-2. NCBI's taxonomy places the organism in Eukaryota, Metazoa, Chordata, Actinopteri, Cyprinodontiformes, Nothobranchiidae. The record is from RefSeq and is a predicted model, not a curated record. Gene Ontology annotation, biological process: signal transduction.